Molecule: messenger RNA, 726 nt
Organism: Ustilago hordei
Lineage: Eukaryota; Fungi; Basidiomycota; Ustilaginomycetes; Ustilaginales; Ustilaginaceae
Exons: 1
Coding region: 1-726 (241 amino acids)
Source: RefSeq, a predicted model, not a curated record
AUGGUUCAGAUCCACACCAUCGCUGCCGCUGCCGUCAUCGGCGCUGCCACCUACACCUCGGCUACCCCCGUUGAGCGCGCCGAAGCCCUCGAGGCCCGCACCUUCGGCAUUGCCAGACACUUGUUCGAGAAGCAGGAGCGAUACUGGAGCCGCAUUGCCCCUUGGAACCACGCCUCGAUCCCUUCCUUCACCUUCGGCUGCUCGGCCCCCGGUAUUCCUGUCUGGACAGGACGUGACAAGAGCCAGUGCAAAUGGUUCUGGAACAAGUGGACUCCAUUCUGCCAGAAUGGUAAUCAGCCCGCCCCGCAGCCCUCCACCCCCCAGCCCGGCACCGACACCUGCGUCGAUGGCUACCAGCAGGUCUACAACAACUACCAAGUGGUCGCCGAGUCCGGCGUCUACCAGGGCAAGACCGUCGGUGCUGCUACCAUGGACAACGACAACUACCUCACCUACCUCCUCGUCUCCGACCUGGACAAGUGCCUGCAGGCUUGCGACGACACCAAGGGCUGUGUCUUUGUCAACCUCUACCAGGACAACGCCGACCAGCCCUCGGACGUCAGCGGGCUGCCCCCAUCCGUUCAGCCCAAGUUCGUCAAGGGCAACCUCACCUGCGCUCUCUACAAGGCCUGCUCCGGCACCGACAAGGCCAACAACUACGGCGGUCAGCAGGACCCUACCUUCAUCACCGAUUCCAGGGCUUACUGUAAGGGCGGCAAAUGCUAA